AAGAGAGAGAGAAAGAGAAAAACAGAGUCUCGUCCUCAAGGAUGUUUUUCGACUGUCGUGAUCAUCUUGGCGGUUAGUCACCUUUCGGUAUCGUGAAAUCGCGGGAUCUCGGGAACUCGCGUGGGAUAAUAGGCGGUGAGGCUCGGAUCGCGAAUUGAAUCACUGAUGUAAUCGCUUCUGCUUAAUCAUAAGCAACGGGCCCGUUUCCAAGGGCCCGUUUAACUAUUCGAUCGCGAGAGAUUCUCGCGGAGAAGCAAUCGCGACCUCGGAGCAAUCGCGAUCUCGGAGCAAUCGCGAUCUUGAAGCAAUCGCGAUCAUUUGAGGCAACUGCGCGAUUUUACUUUAUUAAAUGCGUUAAGCCGCACGGUUAUCGGCCUAUCGAUCUGUUGCGUUUACGCGAUUAACUAGGGGAGUUCACGCAGCGAAAACUUUCCCACAUUUUACACGGGACGCGCGUUGCAUCACGGACUGACUAAUUUGAAAUGUUCACCCCCUUAAAAAUAAAGGGUAUUACGCGUUUGCGCUUUGUCCAUUAAACAAAUAUCACUCAGUAAUGCCUUAUGUAACGCGGUAACAAAUGAAACACCGAUUACCCGACGUAACUUACUCUUUAUUUACAAAGGAGAUUGUACUAUAUGCAAUUCUUAUACGCAAUUUGUAUUUCCUCACAUAGAAUUCAUCGUUUAUAUUAUUUGUUUCAAUUGUUAUGUAAUUAGAAAAAUAUAACAAUCGUGAGAAAUGUUAAAUAGAUUUCUUUUCCUUUGUGUUCAAGCAGGAAAUAAAAUGAUAUUACUGCUAUUAUUGUUGGGCGCGAUCGUGUGCACGAUGGGCGGCUACGUGCCACCUGGGCCAAGAUUUAGAUGUCCCAAAGACGCGAUUUACAUUUACCCCUGUACCUGUCUUCGCGGCAGUGAUAGAGGUUUAUACAUUCAGUGUGAAAAUACAAAUCUAGCCAGUCUCAGCCUUGCCUUCACGAAUCUGGGAAACGAGGGCAUGCCGAUUGAGGAACUGGUUCUGUAUAAAUGUAACAUAGUACGAUUUUACGGACCUGCUCUGUACCCGUUGGAUGUGCGGAUGUUGAAGUUUAUAGAUACACCACUAAGAUUGAUCGAGGAGCACAGCUUCCUCGGCGUGAAUCGAACUCUUCAGGAGCUCUAUGUGAUAAACAGCAACCUGGAAAAAUUUCCUCGCGAGGCACUACAGAUCCUAGGCAAUCUCAGCUUGUUGAGCAUCACGGGCCACCGGAUAUCUACUUUACCGGGAAAUAGUUUCGGUGAAAGCGCGGCGGCUGCGAAGCUAGAAAAAUUGGAGAUUAGUAAUGGUACGCUCUCUUCCCUUCCUGUGGAAGCAUUAACGCCACUGAAGAAACUGAAAACUCUUGAUCUUCACGACAACAAGAUAAAAGAACUGAAGAGGAAUCAGUUUAAAGGUUUAAGAGACACCGAGUUUUUGGAUAUCUCUUACAAUUUGAUCGAUAAAUUGGACGCAUCUCAUUUGGCUGAUCUCGUCAAGAUGGGAUGGUGCAACAUGUCGCAUAACGCCAUCGCCGAUUUGAAAAGAGGAACCUUCGCCCGAAAUUCCGUCUUGAAAGUUUUGAAUUUGAGCCACAACAAAAUCAGAAAAUUGGAUUCGAAUACUUUUCGCGGCAUGCGUUUUCUCAGACGAUUGUAUUUGAGUGACAAUCAAAUCAACGACGUGGGUCGUGGAACUUUUGGUUCCGUUACCAGAAUUGGCACCAUCGAUCUUUCUCGAAACUUUAUUAGGAAGAUCGACUUCCAAAUGUUCAAUCAAUUGCAAUUUGCUGAGCUCUUAGAUGUUUCGUCUAAUUUCGUGACGAUCGUGGAGAAACUGGCGUUCAAAGAUCUUUAUUUAGCAAAAGUGAAUCUGUCUCACAAUGAGAUUUCGAAGAUCGAACCAGGCGCUUUUGAGAAUUGUGCGAAUAUCACGUCACUGGAUCUCAGCCACAAUAAACUUGAAAAUAUUUCAAAGUAUUCCUUCGAUAGCACAUCGUAUGCUAUGGAGUUUCAACUCAGUUACAAUCUAUUUACUUCUCUAAAUCAGGUUCCAUUGCAUAAUAUGACAGGAUUGAAAGUGUUAAACGUUUCUCACAAUCUGAUACACUCCGUUCCACGACAGACUUUCCCGAAGCUGUACGAGCUUCAUACGAUUGAUCUCUCGUACAAUAAUUUAUCCGAGAUUCAUAACGCCGUAUUUCAGACGCUCUUCAGCUUGCGAUUUUUAAACAUGUCGCACAAUUCUUUGGACAAGAUAAAACCAUCAACGUUCGGGCCGCUGCCAACGCUUCUGGAACUCGAUCUAAGCUACAAUCAAUUGAACGACGUUGCACGUGGUAGUCUAACUCGAUUAGCAAGCUGCAGGAGUUUAACGGUAAAAAACAAUCGUCUGACGAAGAUUUUCCAAUUACCAAUUUCUCUGGGUCAUUUGGACUUCUCGGAGAACUUGCUGGAGGAGAUCCCGACCACCGACGUGUGGCCCACGAUGAAUGCAUUACUCUCGUUGGAUCUUUCGCGGAAUCGGCUGGGCGAUAACCUGCAAGAGGGCAGCUUCGAAAACCUGCUGACCUUGAGAACCUUAAACCUGCAAGCGAAUAACAUGACGAAGCCGCCCUGGCAAGCGCUGGCCGGCCUCACCAGCCUGCAGUAUCUCUAUCUACAGGAUAAUUACUUGACGAAACUGGAAAAAGCCGCCUUCGGCCGUCUGCCGAUAGUGUUCGAGCUGAACUUGGCGAACAAUAAAAUAAGCAACGUGACGAGCCGCGCGUUCGAGGGUCUGCUGCAGCUGUUGACGUUGAAUCUGACGAACAACAACAUCAGCCACAUACCGAACGGCGCGUUCCAGGGUCUGGUAUCUCUGCGAACACUCGACCUAUCGCACAAUAGGCUGGAGAAGCUGGACAAUAAGACGAACGGGCUGCUCGACGACUGUCUAUCUUUGGAGAGGCUCAACCUCAGCCAUAACAAGAUAUCGUUCAUUACCCGGAAGACCUUGCCGAAUGAUCCAUGGAUCCCUUAUAAACUGAAGGAAGUUGAUUUAUCCUACAACACAAUGCCGGUCGUCACCUUCGAUCUCAUCGCCGGUGCUAAAAAGAUUCAGUACCUGAAUCUCUCUCAUAAUAAUAUUAAUGAGAUUAGAAGAUAUGUAAUCGGGAAUUUAACGGCUUUGCAGACUCUGGAUCUAUCGUACAAUGAUAUAAGCGACCUCUCCGAACGAGACGUCUUUUUACCGCCGUUAAAUUUAACCAACUUACACCUGAGUAAUAAUCAUUUGAGCUAUUUGCCUCUCGACAAGAUUCUACCACUACCGAAUCUCAAAGUACUCGAUCUGGAAGGAAAUGAGAUCGGCGUUUUCGAUGAAAAGUUCAUGAAGAUUAUUCAGAAUGGCACAGUACUCAGAUAUUCCGGAAAUCCCAUGCACUGCGAUUGUCACACGCGGCCGCUGAAAAGAUGGUUGAAGGCUCAAACGCAACUUCCGUCGGAAUGGUCGAAUGUGAUGUGUGAGAGUCCGAAUUAUCUCGCGAAUAAAUUUAUCUCGGAGGUAACCGAGGAUCUCAUGGGCUGUGGCGAGAGAGAUAUUCAAGAGGAACCCGAACUCGACAUCACACCCGAUGUGAAAUAUCGAAGUAUCGACUACAAUACCGAGGAUAAAAGCUGGAAAGCGACGUGGUACGUGACGUCACGCGAAGACAUCGGCGACUUCUACGUGGUGGUUCGCGAAUCCGGCAGCAGCAAAUCCAUGAUCGAGAAGGAUAUUGUUUACAGCGAGCGAUCCUUCAGGAUUCACGAUCUGAAGGAGUCGAGUACCAAAUAUGAACUCUGCGUGCUCGCGCGCGAUUCCGAAGGGAACGUCAAACAUUAUAGAAAUUCGCAAUGUCAGAUUUUGAAUCAGCAAAACUCUGGGUCGUCCGCCAACCUCAAGGCGAGCCUGUACUUCGUGAUAGUCACCGCUUUCUUCUGCACUCUUAUGAGAUUUCAUUAAUCUAUCGAAAAUAGUAUUCACGGUACUUGGGAAGAUUACAUUCCGCGGAGAUAGUAAAGUUUAUACGUGAUGAAAAGUAUUUUCACGUACCGCUAGCUGAUUAAUGUUUCCGAUCGUUCUUCUCUAUCUUAGGCAUUUAUCUACGUCGCGUUGAAGCGCGAUGCGAUGUGAUUGUACAAUAAAUUAAUAUAUUCCUUGGAAAAAAAAAAAGGUGAUACGCUGUGUGCGUUGUACAUAGAUCGUAUUGUAUUUCGUUCGGAGGUAGGGACGUUGAACGUCGUGUAUUUAUUUUUGUAAAAUAUAUACCUUGUACAAGUCACAUGUGUGGUUGUCAUUUAAUGGAUGGAUUAAUCAAAACAUUGACACAGAUGGAAAAACAUAUGUAAUGAUAUCGCGGUCAGAUAUCGCGGUGCAAUAAUUUACGAUUUGUUAAACAAGGGGAACAAUUGAUCGACGAUUAGUAAAUAAAUCGUAUUAAUAAGGACCAGCUAAUCCCACGAUAUUAAUUCGCCAUCGUGUUGCGUAGCCGUUCCGUCCUGUGUGACUAAUAAACGCUCGCGACUUGCUGAAAAAAUUCUCAAGGAAGUCAGCGGUCUCCCGAGCUUCGCGUAGUAAGAUUAUUUCAUUAUCUCGAGAAGAGACCAUAAUUAGUAUCCACUAAAGCAUAGCGCGUCUCUGUUGCACUAAAAAAAAAAAA
Pogonomyrmex barbatus (red harvester ant) is the source of this 4693-nucleotide messenger RNA. RefSeq names its product insulin like growth factor binding protein acid labile subunit convoluted (gene conv). NCBI's taxonomy places the organism in Eukaryota, Metazoa, Arthropoda, Insecta, Hymenoptera, Formicidae. Gene Ontology annotation, molecular function: ATP binding; protein binding. The record is from RefSeq and is a predicted model, not a curated record.